Camelina sativa (false flax) is the source of this 1004-nucleotide messenger RNA. RefSeq names its product nuclear transcription factor Y subunit B-2-like. Gene Ontology annotation, cellular component: CCAAT-binding factor complex; nucleus. Lineage: Eukaryota; Viridiplantae; Streptophyta; Magnoliopsida; Brassicales; Brassicaceae. The record is from RefSeq and is a predicted model, not a curated record. Gene Ontology annotation, molecular function: DNA-binding transcription activator activity, RNA polymerase II-specific; RNA polymerase II cis-regulatory region sequence-specific DNA binding; protein heterodimerization activity. Gene Ontology annotation, biological process: regulation of transcription by RNA polymerase II.
CUCCCCUUCACCACUGUGUACAAAUCUCAGCCGACACUUUUCAAUUCCCACCCGUUCCUUUUUUCACUAAAACCCUAAAUUUCUCGCUUCAGUCUUCCCCUCCCACUCUCAAGUCAACCACCAGUUGAAUUCGAUUUUGAAUCAAAUGAUGGAAUGAUUUGUUGAAAACAAAAAGAGAAAAUGGGGGAUUCCGAUAGGGAUUCCGGUGGAGGGAAAAACGGGAACAAUCAGAACGGACAGUCCUCGUUGUCUCCCAGGGAGCAAGACAGGUUCUUGCCGAUCGCUAACGUCAGCAGGAUCAUGAAGAAGGCCUUGCCCGCUAACGCCAAGAUCUCCAAAGAUGCCAAAGAGACCAUGCAGGAGUGUGUCUCCGAGUUCAUCAGUUUCGUCACCGGAGAAGCCUCCGAUAAGUGUCAGAAGGAGAAGAGGAAGACCAUCAACGGCGACGAUUUGCUCUGGGCUAUGACCACUCUAGGGUUUGAGGAUUAUGUUGAACCAUUGAAAGUUUACUUGCAGAGGUUUAGGGAGAUCGAAGGGGAGAGGACUGGACUCGGGAGGCCACAGACUGGUGGUGAGCCCGGAGAGCAUCAGGGCGAUGCUGCUGGUUUCUACGGUGGUGGUGCUGGGAUGCAGUAUCACCAACAUCAUCAGUUUCUUCACCAGCAGAACCAUAUGUAUGGAGCCACAGGUGGCGGUAGCAACGGUGGAGCUGGGGCUGCCUCCGGUAGGACAAGAACUUAAAUACAUAUUUAUAUAUAUACACAUGCCUAUUUUUACGACCCAUAAAAAUUCGUAAUUAUCGAUGUAUAAGGUAUCAGAUGACGAACAUUGGCGUUGGUGAUGUAAAUUACAUCAGAUGUGCAUUUAAGGGUUUAGAUUUUGCGGCUGUGUAAAGAGGAUUAAGUGUGUUUGUUGAACAAUAGGAUUCACUAACGAAUCUGCUUUAUUGAAUCUUGUAUGUAACCUAAAGCCAUUAUAUUGGAUUUGGAUCGCACUGAACUGAA